AUUAUUCUAAUAUUUCCUCUCACAUUCGCGAAUUCGGAAAUAAAAAAUGGGGCAGGGAACACCGGGCGGUCUGAACCGGCAGGGUCUUCCGGGGGACCGGAAGCCGGACGGCGGCGACAAGAAGGAGAAGAAGUUUGAGCCGGCUGCGCCGCCGGCUCGCGUGGGGCGGAAGCAGCGGAAACAGAAGGGUCCGGAGGCGGCGGCGCGGCUGCCGACGGUGACGCCGCUGUCGAAGUGCAAGCUGCGGCUCUUGAAGCUGGAGCGAAUAAAGGACUACCUGUUGAUGGAGGAGGAGUUCGUGGCGAACCAGGAGCGGCUGAAGCCGCAGGAGGAGAAGGCUGAGGAAGACAGAUCCAAGGUGGAUGACCUUAGGGGUUCUCCCAUGAGCGUUGGUAACCUCGAAGAACUCAUCGACGAGAAUCACGCUAUUGUUUCGUCUUCGGUGGGGCCUGAGUACUACGUUGGUAUCUUAUCUUUCGUUGAUAAGGAUCAGCUAGAACCUGGAUGCGCUAUUUUGAUGCACAACAAGGUUCUCUCUGUUGUUGGGCUUCUUCAAGAUGAAGUCGACCCAAUGGUCUCUGUCAUGAAGGUUGAGAAGGCUCCUUUGGAAUCAUAUGCUGACAUUGGUGGCUUAGAUGCCCAAAUACAGGAAAUUAAAGAAGCAGUUGAGCUUCCUCUGACACAUCCUGAACUGUAUGAAGACAUUGGUAUCAAGCCUCCUAAGGGAGUCAUUUUAUAUGGAGAACCUGGAACUGGGAAGACGUUGCUUGCAAAGGCUGUGGCAAACUCAACAUCAGCAACCUUUUUACGUGUUGUUGGUAGUGAAUUAAUACAAAAAUACUUGGGUGAUGGUCCAAAACUUGUUAGGGAACUAUUCCGAGUUGCUGAUGAUCUUUCCCCAUCCAUUGUCUUCAUUGAUGAAAUUGAUGCUGUUGGUACAAAGAGGUAUGAUGCCCACUCAGGUGGAGAACGUGAAAUACAGAGGACUAUGUUGGAGUUGCUGAACCAGUUAGAUGGUUUUGAUUCAAGAGGAGAUGUAAAAGUGAUUCUUGCAACCAACAGAAUUGAAAGCCUUGAUCCAGCUCUGCUGCGACCUGGUCGAAUAGACAGGAAGAUUGAAUUUCCUCUCCCUGAUAUCAAAACAAGAAGACGCAUUUUCCAGAUACACACAUCAAGGAUGACAUUGGCUGACGAUGUCAACUUAGAAGAAUUUGUUAUGACUAAGGAUGAGUUCUCUGGAGCUGAUAUAAAGGCAAUAUGUACUGAAGCUGGCUUACUUGCUUUACGAGAACGCCGAAUGAAGGUGACGCAUGCGGACUUUAAGAAGGCGAAGGAUAAAGUUAUGUUUAAGAAGAAAGAAGGGGUGCCAGAAGGACUGUAUAUGUGAAGCAUCUUCAUCAUUUACCCCGGCCUUCUUUCUUUAUCAUGGUCUUUUUGUUGCCCUGUGAACGGAUGUUUGUAUUUUGGAUUAUGGUCGGUUGUGGGUUUAAAUUAUCACGGGAUUUAAUCUCAACUAUAGUUACGCAUAGUUUUCUUCGAUUUAAAAAAAAUUGGGAAAAAUUUCCUGCCAUUUCUUAAUUA
This is a messenger RNA of Cajanus cajan (pigeon pea), 1581 nucleotides long. Its product is annotated as 26S proteasome regulatory subunit 4 homolog A. Gene Ontology annotation, molecular function: ATP hydrolysis activity; ATP binding. The record is from RefSeq and is a predicted model, not a curated record. NCBI's taxonomy places the organism in Eukaryota, Viridiplantae, Streptophyta, Magnoliopsida, Fabales, Fabaceae.